Adineta steineri is the source of this 1113-nucleotide messenger RNA. NCBI's taxonomy places the organism in Eukaryota, Metazoa, Rotifera, Eurotatoria, Adinetida, Adinetidae. The record is from the annotation of a GenBank genome assembly.
AUGCCAAAUCAAAUUAACGUCUCAUUUUUUACAUUACCGGUAGAACUUGUCUACCGAAUUCUUGAUCAUCAAAGCGACUACACGAUUACACUAACGACACUAGAUCUUGCAUUUGGUGAAAUUGGAGAUGUUGGUGCACAACACCUGGCUAGUGGAUUACGAGAUAAUACAACUGUUACCGCACUACAUCUCUACCGUAAUCAAAUUGGGGAUGUUGGAAUCCAGCAUCUAGCUGAUACAUUACAACAUAACACGACCAUUACGACAUUAGAUCUUGAUUUCAAUCGAGCUGGACAUCUCGGAGCUCAACAUCUACGUGAUGCAUUACGACAUAAUACUAUACUUACUACACUGAAUCUCAAAGGUAAUCAAAUUGGAAAUGUUGGAGCACAACAUCUGAGCGAUGGACUACGAUAUAAUACAGCACUGACCGCACUAAAUCUUUAUAGAAAUCUAAUCGGAGAUAUUGGAGUAGAACAUAUAGGUACUAUAUUACGAUAUAAUACGACGCUUGCCACAUUAAAUCUCGGCAACAAUCAAAUUGGAAAUGUGGGAGCACAAUAUCUCAGUGAUGGAUUGCAAUAUAACGAAGCGCUGAUCGCACUAGAUUUAUGUGCGAAUCACAUCAAAGAUAUUGGAUCACAACAUCUAGGUGUUGCACUACGACAUAACACGACACUUACCAACUUAAACCUCGAUAGUAAUCAAAUCGGAGAUGUUGGGGCACAGCAUCUGGGUGAUGCAUUACGACAUAAUCCAAUACUCACUACAUUAGAUCUCUGUGGCAAUGAAAUUGGAGAUGUUGGAACACAGCAACUGAGUAAUGGAUUGCGACAUAACAAGGCACUUGCCACACUAGAUCUUGGCUAUAAUCGUAUCGGAAAUAUUGGAGCACAACAUCUGAGCGAUGGACUGCAACAUAACAAAACACUUACUGCACUAUUUCUUGCAAAUAAUCAAAUUGGAAACGUUGGAGCAAAACAUCUGACUGAUGGAUUGCAACAUAACACGACACUCAUCUUUAUAAGUCUUCAAAUGAAUCUAAUGAGUGAAGAUGCUAAACAUGCAAUCAAUGAAUUUACUGAACGAAAUCAAAGAAUGACAAAAUCAUAA